AGGAACUGCUUCAGAAUGCAGUUAUCCAUCUUCCAUCUGAUAGGCCUGGGACACAGUGGGUAAGGCAGAAAUGGUCCCUGCCCCGUGAGCUCACAGAUUAGUGACAGGCAAAGAAUGGUCAGCAUUGGAAGACAAGUGGGGAUGGAAAUGAUCACUGGGGACAUGGAUGUACUAAAGAUGCCAGUGGUCUGCGAUGACCCAGGAAAAGGCUGCGAAGGUUUGAGGAACCAGAGAGAGGCCCUGGAGAUAGUGGAGAUCUAUAAAGGGUUGGCUCACCAGGAUCUUGUUAGCAGUGGUGCUGAGGUUAUGUUUCUUGUUGCUAUGAUCAAAUACCUGGCUCCAUUCGAGAGGAUACUGACCAUCAUGGCCAGGAAGUGCUGGUGGCAAGUACCUUCUCUCCUUGUAUUCGGACCAGAGCCCCAGCCCAGGAAUGGAAGGUGCUAUCCACAUCUAAGGCCGGCCUUUCCACUUCAAUUAACUUAUCUAGGGAACCCUUUACAGACUGGUCCAAGGGUCUACUGCUUAGGUGAGUUUAGAUUCGACCAACCUGAUGAUGAAGAUUAACCAUCACCAGCAGUGUGGACUUUGGGUUUUAUUCUGUAUUCCAUAUAGGGAACUGAAGCAGGAUUUAAAGCCACAGAAGAGUCACAUUGUGGUUUACAGGGUUGUUUUUUUUUUUUUUAAGGCCACUGUUUCUGCAAUGUAGAUAGACUAUUGUCUAUCACUGCCUAAGAAAUCAACAUACAGUCAUUUAAAAGAACACACAGCAUUAACUCACAAUUUCCACUCGUCAGGAAUCCAAGCCCGGCUUUGCUGUGUCCUCCAAAGGAUGGGUGUGCCAUGAAGAAUGUCUCCCCACAAGCCAUGUCUCUUUUUUGCAUGAGCAUCUAAAGUCGAUGAGGCUGGGUCAUCUUGGACAAGUUAGGCUAACUCUCUGUAACCUUAGUUUGCCUGCCUAUAAAGUGGGAAUCAAAAUACUGAAAGGUUACAGCCAGGUGUAAACAGUCUAAUGUCAGGGGAUAAGAAGAUCGCCAUAAACUUACGUUUAGUUCUGUACGGAUUGAUGCAUUAGGGACUUGCUUGUUGAGCAGAACACCCAUGAGGAAACACACAGAGAGCUUGCUUGCCCUCUGUGUGCUAAGCUGUCACAUGUGUAGUCGUAGUCGACGCUUUCCUCCUAGGAAGGAAUGUCCACAUGGGAAGGUGGCUUCCUGAUGGGGAGUGUGUUGAGUUGAGAGAAGGGCAUUGGAGAAUGCAGCUGGCAAGGGUAGCCUGUCUGAGCUCCUCUCAAGCCAUGGCCUCGUGGUCCAGGUGAGAGGCCUGUACAGUGCUCCUCCUUGGGUGAUCCCUGAAGUCUGGCUGUAUCCUUAGGUGGGGUGUGAUUCAGCUGCUUGCGUUUUCCAGGUCUAAGGAUGUCCAGGUUUCCUGAUGCUGCCAUAGACUCCUCUCCUAGCCUUUGUUGGUCAAGGUUUAUACUUCUUGAUUCUAAUGUCCUCAUAAAGUGACUAGGUCUCAGCUUGGAAUGUGAUGGAUGAAUUUGUGGGACACUUUGAUUUUACAUAUUGUAAAUACACAAUUGUAUGAGUAAGACAGUUUCCCUGAGGAGGAAACUGAGGCCUGGAAGACUGCCAACCUAAGGAUGGACGCAGAGUCCACUCUUGGGCUCCAGGUCCUUAGAAUACCCAACCUCAUACUCUUCACUCACACACAUAUAAUAGCCUAGUUACCAAUGCUGACCUGGGAUUUACUAUAUAUAACCCAGGCUGGCAUCGAACUUACAGCAGCCUUCCUGCCUUAGCCUCUUGAAUGCCACCACACUCAGCUUCUAAAGGUCCUUUUUCUAUGGAAUGUUUCUGUCUGUCAGACCCACCUACAUUUUAUAGCCUUAUGUAUAAUUCAAAUUCACACCAAAAGAGAGGUUUCAAAGUCAAACAAAAGUCUUGCUUCUCCCUAUCAUAGUGAAACCUCUGUCGAAACAAGCCCUGGGUACUUGUACCCAGAGGCCCUCUCCAACCGGGCUUUUCAACAUAACUCCUGCCUUGAGCCUUGAACUUCACUCUUCACCACUGCACACAACCCUCCCCCAUCUCAUCAUUUGCAAUGCACGGCCCUUUUUGAGAUCCCCAAAGGCUGGCUGCACAGGCACUCUUGUCUCAGCUGAGAUCUCCUCUAAUGCUCCGUGUCCGGCUGGUCUCAACUCCCCUGCGGCGGAGUCCUUCUAAGCUGCGCCACAAGCUAGUGUCCCAGAGCCUGACGUGCAGGCAGACGAUCAGCUGGAGGCAAGCACCCAAGCGCACCCUGAAGGAGUCGGGCUGAAGGGACCAUCAAGCAGCUGUCUCCACCCGCCCUCCUCCCUCGCCCCCCCCCCACCGGUGACGCGCCAGCCCCCGCGUGCGCGCCUCCCCACCGCCCUCUCCGCUACCGCGCUCGCUCCGCUCUCUGCCACCCGCGCGUCCUCUGGCCCCGCAACUUCACCCGGCGCGGCGGCAGCUGGUGCGACGCCCGAGCGCUGGGGCCACGACUGUUACCCUCGGACCUUUCCCUGUUGGCUGGGAGGAACGAGCACCGGUGUCCGCGGAGCCGGAGGUGCACGGCAGCGAGGGGCGGUGCGUGGGUGCCGAGGUGGUACAUGCCACCCGGUACUAAGCGUCUCCGGGCACUAGGAGCGUUCUCGGCAGGAAGUUCAAUCCAGAAGAGAAGAAGGAAGAGGCAACUGGAUGACUACAUAGCCUGGACUGCCAACCAGACUCCCAGAAAUCAUGCUGGUGGGAUCCCAGUCCUUCUCUCCUGGCGGGCCCAAUGGCAUCAUCCGGAGCCAGUCCUUCGCAGGUUUCAGUGGGCUGCAGGAAAGGCGGUCCAGGUGUAACUCCUUCAUUGAAAAUGCCUCGGCUCUCAAGAAGCCUCAGGCCAAGCUGAAGAAAAUGCAUAAUCUUGGACACAAAAAUAACAACACUCCCAAGGAGCCUCAGCCGAAGAGAGUGGAGGAGGUCUACCGGGCCUUGAAGAACGGGCUUGAUGAGUACCUGGAGUUUCACCAGACGGAGCUGGACAAAUUGACUGCUCAAUUAAAAGAUAUGAAGAGAAACUCUCGCCUGGGUGUGCUGUAUGACCUAGACAAGCAAAUUAAAACGAUUGAGAGAUACAUGCGACGCCUGGAGUUUCACAUUAGUAAGGUAGACGAGCUCUAUGAAGCCUAUUGUAUCCAACGGCGUCUCCAAGAUGGUGCCAGCAAAAUGAAGCAAGCCUUCGCGACGUCCCCUGCCAGCAAGGCUGCCCGGGAGAGUCUGUCUGAGAUCAACCGCAGCUACAAGGAAUACACGGAGAACAUGUGUGCCAUUGAAGCGGAGUUGGAGAGUCUGCUGGGAGAAUUCUCCAUCAAGAUGAAAGGUCUGGCUGGCUUUGCCCGCCUCUGUCCUGGAGAUCAAUAUGAAAUUUUCAUGAAGUAUGGUCGGCAGAGGUGGAAACUGAAGGGCAAAAUAGAAGUGAAUGGUAAACAGAGCUGGGAUGGAGCAGAAACCGUCUUCCUGCCCCUCAUAGUUGGGUUCAUUUCAAUCAAGGUCACAGAACUCAAAGGACUGGCGACUCACAUCCUGGUAGGCAGUGUGACCUGCGAGACCAAAGAGCUGUUUGCAGCCCGACCCCAGGUGGUGGCUGUUGACAUCAAUGACCUUGGUACCAUCAAACUGAACCUGGAAAUCACCUGGUAUCCCUUUGACGUGGAGGACACAACCCCAUCGUCGGGCCCUGGGAACAAGACAGCUGCUCUCCAGCGAAGGAUGUCCAUGUACAGCCAGGGCACCCCAGAAACACCUACCUUCAAAGACCAGUCCUUCUUUAGAUGGUUGCGGCUGUCUGUCUUGAGUGCCUUGCGAGACACUUUCUUUGCCACGUUGCACCACAACCACUCUGUCGGUGACCUGCCUUCCCUCAGCCUGAACCCCAAGGCCCUGCUAGAAUUCUAUUCAAAUCUGCCAGAUGACAUCUUUGAGAGUGGAAAGGCUGCAGAGGAGAAAAGGCCACUGUCCCUCAGCUUCAGUGACCUGCAGGAUGGAGACUGUGUCUUCACCUCCAGCUCAGCCACCUCCCCCUCCAGUUCACACUCAGCCCAUCCAGAGAUUACCAUCACCCCCGCAGAGCUUACCCACAGCAGCCUGUCCUCACAAAAUGAGGGCACCGAGGACAGCAGCUCAGCGUCUUCCAGGAAUUCCUUGGGUGAGGACCAUGAGCCCAAGUCCCACCCAAAGAGUGAUACGGUAGAGCCCGGGAAGCCGGGUGUGGCUACAAGGUCUGGUACCGAGAGCCUGUUUCUGGAGAGUAGUGUGGCCGAGGCUCUCCUGCAGGAAUCGGAUGAGGCCUCUGAGCUCAAGCCCGUGGAACUGGACACUUUUGAAGGAAACAUCACAAAGCAACUGGUGAAGAGGCUCACCUCGGCUGAGGGGCCCGUCACUACUGACAAGCUUUUCUUUGAAGGCUCUGUUGGUAGCGAGUCUGAGGCUGGCCGGUCCUUUCUGGAUGGCAGCCUGGAAGAUGCCUUCAAUGGACUCUUCCUUGCAUUAGACCCACACAAGAAGCAGUACAAAGAGUUCCAGGAUCUGAACCAAGAAGUCACUCACUUGGAUGAUGUUCUCAAAUGCAAGCCGGCUGGCAGCCGCAGCAGGUCUUCCAGCCUAAGUCUGACGGUUGAGAGUGCUUUAGAAAGCUUUGAUUUCCUCAACACCUCUGACUUUGACGAAGAGGAAGAGGAUGGCGAUGACGUCUGCCACGUUGGAGGAGGCGCAGACUCCGUGUUUUCAGAUACUGAGACUGAGAAGAGUGGUUACAGGUCAGUUCACCCGGAAGCCAGGGGUCACCUUAGCGAGGCUCUGACUGAAGACACAGGUGUAGGCACCAGUGUGGCAGGAAGCCCGCUCCCACUCACCACAGGAAAUGAGAGCCUGGACAUCACCAUAGUCAAACAUCUACAAUACUGCACCCAGCUCAUCCAGCAAAUCGUCUUCUCUAGCAAAACCCCCUUUGUGGCAAGAAGUCUCUUGGAGAAGCUGUCGAGGCAGGUCCUUGUGAUGCAGAAGCUGGCAGCCGUGAGUGACGAGAACCUCGGGAACAUCACCUCUGUGGUGGAAGCCAUACCAGAAUUUCACAAAAAGCUCUCCUUGCUGGCCUUCUGGACCAAAUGCUGCAGCCCCAGCGGGGUCUACCACAGCUCCGCUGCCCGCCUCAUCAAGCAGCUGGAGGCCAGCUUCGCCAGAAGCAUCAACAAAGACUAUCCAGGACUGGCAGAGCCAGUGUUUAGAACCCUGGUGUCCCAAAUCCUGGACCGAGCUGAACCUCUCCUUUCCUCCAGCCUCUCGUCGGAAGUCAUCACUGUCUUCCAGUACUACAGCUUCUUCACCAGCCACGGUGUGAGUGACCUGGAGACUUACCUGGGCCAGCUAACCAGGCAAGUUGCCAUGGUUCAGACUCUGCAGUCACUGAGAGAUGAGAAACUGCUGCAGACUAUGAGCGACCUUGCACCCAGCAACCUCCCCGCUCAACAGGAAGUCCUCAGGACGCUGGCCCUGCUGCUCACCAGGGAUGACAAUGAGGUCAGCGAAGCUGUGACACUCUACUUGGCAGCAGCCUCCAAAAAUGAGCACUUCAGAGAAAAGGCCUUGCUCUAUUAUUGCGAAGCACUAACGAAGGCCAAUCUCCAGCUACAGAAGGCAGCAUGUCUGGCCCUAAAGAGCCUGGAGGCCACCGAAAGCAUUAAAAUGCUAGUGACGUUGUGUCAGUCUGACACUGAAGAAAUCAGAACCGUGGCCUCGGAAACCCUCCUCUCUCUUGGAGAAGACGGGCGACUGGCGUACGAGCAAUUAGACAAAUUCCCUCGAGAUUGUGUUAAAGUGGGAGGUCGUCAUGGAACCGAAGUUGCCACAGCCUUUUAAAUUUCACGUUAACCCUGCCUGACUGCUAUUCCGAUGAUACCUGGCCCCUGUUCUCAAGAGGGUGCUGUGAUGUGGCCAGACAGCAGAGAGCUGCUGCCGCUGCCAAGACGGAGAUGUCCAAGUCCAAUUGCACUGUACUGUCUACUUUUCCUUAGCCCACAGAACAGGGCUGUGUAUAACUCCCUGGACUGCAUCGUAGUUUUGACUGACAGCACUUCAAAGUAGAGUUUGAAAGUAGUCAUCUUUAUGCCUUUGUGGAAGUUCAUCUGUAAGCUUGAAUUCUUCAUGUGCUAUUUGGAUACAUACAUAUCGUAUGCCUUGCCGUCUUUCUGCUGUGUUCUCAGGGUUGAGUGGCCCCUUAGUUACCGAAUUUUAUUAAACAGACAAAGCACAAAAGGAAUGUACUGCAAAUAAAAGUUGUUGUUUUUUUUUUUUAUUUUUACAGAGCCUGGCAAAAGUGAUCAGCUAUAAGACAGUAAGUUUUGGAGCUGAGGGUGUGGCUCCCUUGGUAGAGUGCUAGCCUAGGGAGCAGGAAGCUUGGGUCUAUCCCCAGCACUGCACAAGCUGGCUAUGCUGCGCAUAUAAAAUCAGUGCUCAGAAGAGAAGAAGGAUCAGAAGAAGUUCAAGGUCAUCUUCAGCUACCUAGGGAGUUCCCAGGGCAACCUGGGAUACAUGAAGCUAUGGGGGUUGAGGAGACCUAAGUUUUCUGUUUUUGUUUUUGUUUUUGCUUUUUUGGUUUUUUGAGACAGGGUUUCUCUGUGUAGCCCUGGCUGUCCUGGAACUCACUCUGUAGACCAGGCUGGCCUCGAACUCAGAAAUCUGCCUGCCUCUGCCUCCCAAGUGCUGGGAUCAAAGGCAUGCGCCACCACGCCCGGCUGGGACCUAAGUUUUAUAGCUUAGUUUUUUAUAGUUCCUACUAUUUGUUUCUAUUUCCAUCCUGAGAAUCCCAUAUCAUCUAUCCAUGUGGUUUAAGAGAGGAACGGAAGAAUUCUGCUUCGUUGAGGUUGUGCCUAUACUAUUAAAAGUAAGCAAAACCUUAAGCUUUCGUUCUUUAACCAGAGCCAUCUUUAUCACACUCUUGGUUUUUUGUUGUUUGGCUUUUGUUUUGUCUUGAAACAGAGUCUUCCUAUUGUAGUCCUGACCAACCUGGAACUCAAUAUACAGUCCAGCCUGACCUCGAACUUGCAAGGGUUCUCCAGCCUCUGCCUCCAGAGCUGGGGUUAUAGGCACAAGCCACUAGGCCUGGUUCUACAUGUGUAAUUUUUUUUUCUAAGACAAAUACACACGCCUAAGUUGUAGAUUCAGAAAGAUGUAUUUCUCUUUUAAGUGAAAACCUGGACUUUGGAUGAAUCCUAAGUCACUGGACUACAUUGUAGUUGUGACUGACAGCACUUCAAAGUCCAUCUUACCUUACCGUAGAAUUUGACACUGGACAGAAUAUUGAGGUACUGAAAGUGGUUCCUGCUUCUAUAGAAUAGCCAUGAACCUUGGAAGCAGGAUGCCCUGAGAGAUGGAAACUGCCCCAUAGUUUCCACAGCAGCUCAGUACCAGGGUAGAGAUUCAGUCUCUUACAACGUGUGCAAGGAGUGGGGAUGCCAAGACAUCACAAUAAUAUGUGUGGGUGCAAUGUGAACUGUAUUCUGGAUGUGUUUGUAUAAAAUACCAAUUAGAUAUUAGUUCCAAUAUUUACAUUUCAGCAAGACUUUUAAAAGUUCCUUUCAUUUUAAAGUGAAAAUUGUUCGCUGGGCUUCUUGCAACACAUCCUUUCAACUGUGAAGUCCCACUGUACAUAUCUGUAUUUUUGUAAAUGUUAUAUAUAUGCAUAUAUCCCUCAUUUUAAAAGUAUGUUGUACAGUUAUAGUAUGUAUAGGCUACAGUCUUUGUUAAAUGGUUGAAAUGUCUCUUUUGUAGAAAGUGAAAUCACAGCUAUUACAGGGCUUUUGUUUGGUUUAUUUGUGGAUUUGAAACAGUUUUGAAUAUUGCAUGGAUAAUUAAUUUCACAUCUUUUGUAUCCACCUCUGUGUCUGGCUUUUGGUUGGGAAGUGCUUUUAGGUUUGUGAUAUUUGUAUUCAUCCCUCUUUCAAUCAUGUAAGUCAAAAUAAAAAUUAUUUUUAAUUACUA
This is a messenger RNA of Mus musculus (house mouse), 8042 nucleotides long. It is a transcript of the gene Ripor2, whose product is annotated as RHO family interacting cell polarization regulator 2. Bases 2760 to 5921 code for a protein of 1053 amino acids. Gene Ontology annotation, cellular component: apical plasma membrane; filopodium; stereocilium membrane. The transcript is spliced from 24 exons. Lineage: Eukaryota; Metazoa; Chordata; Mammalia; Rodentia; Muridae. The record is from RefSeq and is a predicted model, not a curated record.